Messenger RNA from Ahaetulla prasina, 2895 nucleotides. RefSeq names its product sodium voltage-gated channel beta subunit 1 (gene SCN1B). The record is from RefSeq and is a predicted model, not a curated record. NCBI's taxonomy places the organism in Eukaryota, Metazoa, Chordata, Lepidosauria, Squamata, Colubridae. Gene Ontology annotation, biological process: regulation of heart rate by cardiac conduction; cardiac muscle cell action potential involved in contraction; sodium ion transport. Gene Ontology annotation, cellular component: voltage-gated sodium channel complex. The transcript has 6 exons. The coding region runs from base 657 to 1325 and encodes 222 amino acids. Gene Ontology annotation, molecular function: sodium channel regulator activity.
CCCAUUGAGAAAAAGGCUCCGCGCGCGGGCUGCGCUCCAUCCUUUCGGCCGAGCAGAGAGGGCCGCCCAAGGCGCCGACCGGGCGCACCUUUGAAGCCGAAAGGAGCGCGGGUGGGCCGAGCCCGGGCUGGAGGAGCCGCCGCCGCCGCCUUGCCCAUGGCUGGCUGAAGAAGAAGAAGAAGAAGAAGGGGAACCCAGUUCCCGCGCUGCCGCUCGCCUUUCCUCCCAACUUUUAUGGCUCCCCCAGCAGCCGGCCGCCUCCUCCUCCUCCUCUGUUUCUUCGUGCCGUCUCGCUGCCCGCUGACCCGGGCCGACGGGGGCGGUAAUAACAGCAGCAGCCGUCGUCGGGGCAAAGAGCGGCGGCGGAGCGCCUCGUGCGGCCCAUCCCGGGCAGGAUCGGGUAUCCGAAGCCAAAAGCAGGUGGUGGAUCCGGCCGGGACAUUCCGAGAGCUUUUGCAGCGGAGCUUUCCUUGAGCCAGGCUAUAAAUAAAUAAAGAUACCUCUCCGUUUGGCGGGCGAAGAAGAUUCUCGACCCCGGGAUCGUCUGACGGUUGACCGCCAGAGAGGUUGCUUGGGGAAGGGCGGUGGGGGGGGGACGAGCCCACCGGAGCUGGCUUCGCUUCCCCGGGCCGACCUGGAGCCGAUCCUUCCUCAGCAUGGCCGCCCCGCGACCACUCUCGCUGCUGCUCUUCGGCCUGGCCUUGGUGACCUUGUGCCGAGGUGGAUGUGUGGAGGUGGAUUCAGAGACGGAGGCUGUGGUCGGCGGCUCUUUCAAGAUCCGUUGCAUCUCUUGCAAGAAGCGCAGUGAAACAGAGGCAGAAGCAUUUACUGAAUGGUUCUUCAAAGAAGAGGGGACCACAGACUUGGUCAAGAUUCUUCGUUAUGACUACUAUGAAAGGCUCGCUAUAUAUGAUCCUCGCUUUGAAGAACUAGUGGUGUGGAAUGGUACCAAGAACAUUGCAGAUUUGCAGGAUGUCUCCAUUUUCAUCCUGAACGUGACUUUCGAACACGCAGGGGAGUACAUCUGCAGUGUUAACCGCACACUCCAUUUUGCCAAUGAGUUCUCCUACAACAUCAUGAUCAACAAAACCAUCCACCUUGAUGUGGUUGAAAAAGCCAAUCGGGAUAUGGCAUCUAUUGUCUCCGAAAUCAUGAUGUACGUCCUCAUUGUUGUCCUGACCAUCUGGCUGGUAGCGGAGAUGAUCUAUUGCUACAAGAAGAUCGCUGCAGCGACAGAGGCAGCUGCUCAAGAAAAUGCCUCUGAAUACUUGGCCAUCACAUCGGAAAGUAAAGAAAACUGCACAGGGGUGCAGGUAGCUGAAUAGCCCAGGCCAGGCCAUUGGCGGGCACUGGGAUUACUGGAUUUUAUAAGUUGAUAUUGUUGGAGAGGAUUUUAGCUGACUUCUGAAGGAGAAAAUGGAUCCAAAUUUUCUUACUGCUUUCCCCAUCAAAAUUAAACGGCAGGUGAAAACUCCAAUUAAACCUGAUUUGAUGUGAUGUACAAUUAAACUUCAUUCAAAAACUUUUAUCAUUCUGGGAAAAAAAAACACUCUGGUAGCACCUUCUCCAACUAGCAGAUUCUAUGAGAAGACAUCAACUAAAUACAGUUGUCUUACAACUUUAACGAUUCCAAGUAAGUUUCCCCUUCUGUCCCAUAAUCACUUGGAGGUGACAUUUCAGACGUGUUGAGAAUCGGCGUCAGGGGCUUUCAGGGCCCACUGGUUGAACAGCAGGAAGGUGAAGUUUGACUUUCCUCUCUUCCUUCUCUAGAAGAGGAAAUUGCAACGGGUAAGAGAAGAUACACCAGGCUAGGACAAGCAGCAAAGAUGUCACUUGUGCCGUAAUGCCACAGUGUCUAUGACGUUAUAUGAACAACCCUUUCCACGUCAAUUCCAUGAGGAUAUCUUAGCGCUUGUGAUGUCCCUCCCCUUCGGAUGGGAAGGGGAUAGAACGGAGUGUCAAACUCAAGUCCCACGGGCCGGAUCUGGCCCACAGGGUGCUUAGAUCUGCUCCGUGCAGCUGCCUGAGAAACAGCGAAGGACCAGCCUACGGUAUCUGUGCCAGCGAAAAUAGCGGUGAAAAUGGAAAUGGUGUGCAGCCUCCCUGAGCUCCGUUUUCGGCUGCAACCGGCUCCUGCAGCCUUCUGCCAGUGAAAAUUGAGCCUGGGAAGGCUCCGUUUUCAGAAGCAACGGCCUCCUGCAGCUCUCUGCCAGCAAAAAUGGAACUCGGGGAGGCUGCACAUGGCCCACCCAGGCUCCAUUUUCAGCCAUGACAGGCUCCUGAAGCCCUCCGCCAGUGAAAAAGGAGUUUGGGUAGGCCGUCGUGACUGAAAAUGGAUCCUCGACGAGUGACAUUGAGCUGGCCACACCCACCCCGGCCUGCCCCUCCUGCCCACUCUGAGGUCAAACACAACCCUGAUGCGGCCCUCAAUGAAAUCACGUUUGAUACCCCUGGGAUAGAAGAUUUUAGUAGCUGGUCCUCGGUGACUACCCCCAGGAGUGAAAUGCUCCCUGUUCGGACUGGAUCGCCUGAUCCGGUAGAGAUGGCGGCGGGUGGUUCGGAGAACCGGUAGCAAAAAUCCCUGCCCCACCCCCCAUGCCCAGCUGAGCCACGCGAUCAUCAGAAUUAUUUUUUUUUACUUUUAAAAGCAUUUUUUCUUCGGCGGAAAAAAUGCUUUUAAAAGUAAAAAAAAAAAAAGUUGGCCACACCCACCCAGUCACAUUACCCCACCACCACCAAGCCACGCCCACAGAACCGGUAGUAACAAAUUUUACAUUUCACCACUACCCUCCCCCCCUCCUUAGCGAGCGAUCCACUAAUAAUGACCCCUGGCACCAGUGUUGUAAAACUCCCCACUCCCAGGCCUCAAGUCAGGUUAUCUUUUGCCUUCAAGGU